CAAGCAUAUGGCACCAAAUCUUCCAAUUCUUCUAUAAUCUUACCGGCUCGAAAAUUUCCAGGCAUUCAAUUACCUUCUAGGAAUGUAACUCCUUUACAGCAAAUAAGAAUAUCUUCGAAAAUAAUAACUACUGAACAAGCGGCAAAAAUAAUAUCAUGGAUUGAUGGAGAGACAUCCUUCGGUAUUUCAGAAUAUUCCUAUGAAUUCAAUUUAAUUCUAGCAUCUGACAACAAUAGUUUUUUCGAUUCCUUUUGGGAUUUAUGUGUCAAUAAAGUAGACUUAAUAUUAAUAGUGAAAACUUUUGAAACGGGCGAGAUUCUAGGUGGAUACAAUCCUGUUGGUUAUAUUAAGCCAGCAUCAUCAGGUUAUACAAAAAUAAAAGCAAAAAAUAGUUUUAUUUUCUCAUUAGAAGAUGGGAGAAGCAUAAAUAAAUCAGUUAUUAGUAGAGCUAAAAAUGAAAAUGAAGCAGUAAUCAUAAUUUCUAGGAAGAAUUUUGGUUUUGGCUCCAGUGAUUUUCGUAUAUGUAGAGGUGUGUUUGGUGGUG
Acaulospora morrowiae is the source of this 544-nucleotide messenger RNA. Lineage: Eukaryota; Fungi; Glomeromycota; Glomeromycetes; Diversisporales; Acaulosporaceae. The record is from the annotation of a GenBank genome assembly.